Messenger RNA from Branchiostoma belcheri (Belcher's lancelet), 1914 nucleotides. RefSeq lists its product as uncharacterized. The coding region runs from base 61 to 1629 and encodes 522 amino acids. Lineage: Eukaryota; Metazoa; Chordata; Leptocardii; Amphioxiformes; Branchiostomatidae. The transcript is spliced from 3 exons. The record is from RefSeq and is a predicted model, not a curated record.
ACACGUUCCUUGUGCGAUCAGCACUUGGGCUACUAGCGUGGACAAGCAAAGGGGAAGACAAUGACGAGGCCACGCACCUCGUGGGCUCUACUCUGGGGGCUUGCCCUCUGCGUGUAUCUCGGAAUGUCGGCAUCCCAUCCAAUCUCUGAGCACAGGGACUACAACGGGGUAGAUGACUAUCCUUAUGAGGACGUAGCAGCAGCCCUUGCUUAUGGAAAGGAGUCCGAAACAGCUGCUCUCCGUGAUUGGAACACUCAGCUGUACAAGCGGGCCUUGCAGUCCUUUUAUGAUCAGCAGGAGGCCAACAGUGCAGUCAUCGAGAGCUUAGGUGUGCCGGAGAAUACAGAUGAAGAGGACAACGAUCAAGAUGAGCCAUUUGACGAGCAGGCCUAUCUUGAGGAGGAACGAGCUGACGAGGAGAAUGACGAGAGAGAUCAAGAGCAGGAAGGUGACUUUGAAGAAGAUGAAGAAGAGGAAACUGUGGGACAGCAAGAUGAGGAAGGAGACGAGGAAGAAUUCGGCGAAAAUGAGCAAGACGAAGAGGAGCAAGUUGAGGAUGGAAGCUACGAAGAAGUGGAAGAUGAGGAUGAUGGUGAAAACGAGCAAGAUGGCGAAGAAGAAGAUGAGGAAGAAGAUGGAGAAGUGGAAGAUGAGGAAGGGGACCAAAACGACCUAGACGAGGAAGAGGAAGAUGAGGAAGAAGUGGAAGAUGGUGAAAACGAGCAAAGUGGCGAAGAGCAAGAUGAGGAUGGCGUCUAUGAAGAAGUAGAAGAAGUGGAAGAUGAGGAAGAUGGUCAAGGCGAGCACGCUGACGAAGAGCAGGAUGAGAUAGGAGGCCAAGAAGAAGAAACAGAAGAUGAAGACGGUGAAAAUGAGCAAGAUGAACCAGAAGAUGGGGAGACACGGUUUGAGGAAGGAGGUGAUGCAGAGGUGCAAGAUGCAGAGAUCGGUGUAAACGAGCUGGGCGAAGAAGAGGAAUCUGGAGAAAAUGGAGAUGGACAGGAAGAAUAUGAAGAUGGUCAAGAGGAAGACGAAGAUCGAGAAGAGCAAAUUGGGGAAGAGGGAGAUGACCAAGAAGAUGACGAAGAGGAUAACCUGGACCGUCUUACGUUGCUAGCAUUGGUAAUGAGUGAAGGAGAUGGCAUUGAAGGUGGACAAGACGAAGGAGACAAAGAGCCUAGCGAGGUAGGUAACGGAGAGAAUGCUGUUCAUCUGCGUGAGAAACGAUCAACCGCGCCAAGUGGGAGUCUUGUGCCCAUUUCAGAAAGUGAAUCAGAUGGCAAGAAAGGCAAGGGGAAAGGAAAGAAAGGCAAGGGGAAAGGAAAGGGGAAAGGCAAGGGGAAAGGAAAGAAGAUCAAGAAGAUGGGAAAAGGUGGACGAGGUAAAGGCAAGGGAAAGAAGAAAGGAAAGAACCAAGCAGCCGGCAUGGGAGAAGCUGGGCAACGAGGGAUCAGUGGCAGUAGGCAAAUGCGGCAGAGGAGUUCUAAUCCAUUUAGCGGAAAAGGAAACAAGAGUUCAUGCUCUAAGAAGCAAAGGAAGUCCAAGGGGGGAAAGAAGGGGAAGAAAGGAAAACGUGGUAAAAAGGGAAAAGCAUCGACGCCCGUUACUGCUGGAAUUGUCAAGGCAUAGAUCGCGUUAAUAACCCUGGCCCGAUGAGAAAACCCACUGCUACAAAGUAUAUUGUAACACAGCUUCAAUGUAUUUUUAGUAUUUUCUGCGUGAUUGCAAGCAAGUGCCUUCAGAGGUAUGUUUCAUUGGAUAAAUUGUCUCAUGUAUUGAAUACCAACAAUUAUUGCAAUAUUGGGCAAUGUUAUCAUAUCCCUUUUACAGUCAAUAAUGCUACAUGAGACCACUUUGACGUGUAUGGGACAUAUCUCAGAUGGGCUCCAUGACAGCUGCAUAGAUUAUCUGCAC